UUUCCUUUACGCCCCAGGUUAAUAUUGGUACUUAUUGGGAGUCUUUCUUGUGAAGAGUAAUGAAGGGGGGAUAAUUCAAUAUGGCCGACAUUUUAACGAAUUUUCACGAAAUUAUUGCAAACAUGAAAUUAUUGCGAGAGGGCCUCGCUCGCAAUUUUCGCAAUAAUUUCAUGCUCGCAAUAAUUUCAUGUUUUACAGUAUUCAAUACAUAGGCCUAUCCAUCACAGUUUGCAUGGAAAUGAGUAAUUAUGUAUGUUACAAAUUGUGAAGAGUGGAGCACUGAAAUCCCAAACAGUUUUUCUGUGUUUUCGAGAAUAAUGGCCAGAACAUGAAUGAAGCAAUGGCUGGUGCACAGUCUCUUCCUAAAUCAUAUACAACAGUUGUGCCAACUCCAGGAUUUUGUUUGAAAACUAAAAACAAAAAGGGUGAAAAAUUCUUCAUCAAUAUCUGUAAAUCAGAAAAUGUUCCUAAACCUGAUGACUUGUCUGAUGAUGAGCUGAUUAAACUUCUAGAAUCAGAUGAUCCAACUGGUUUUAGAAUACCGAUGAGUAUUGGAACGCCUCAUGCUGAACUAGAUAAAGGAGGCAGUGGUUGUACAGCAUAUGAUGUAAUAGUAAAUCCUGAGUUUUAUGAUAAAAUGGAAACCAGUGAGUUAUUUAGAACAUUUUUUAUGACUGUCAUGUUAGAAGGUGUAGAGAGUAAAUAUGAUCAAGAAUUAUCUAGAAAUUGGGUUAUUUUGAAAAAUAAGAAGUUUGCUGGAGAUCUAGCAGAACAGUAUGUGAGAAAUAAAUCUAAUUCACUGAUUACAGAGAUGGAUGACAGUCAGCAUAAAAAGAAAAUAAUAGAAGAAAUACAACAUAAUACUAUAGAAAGAAAAAGAGCUCCUGAACCCAAAUUUACUAUUUUACAAGAACCAACAACCGGUCAUCCAGACUUCCUAGUAGCAGAAAUACAUUUACCACAAGUUAAAACAAGCCAGACAUUAAGUUUAGAUGUAGGAGAAGAUAGAAUAGUUUUAGAAACCAGAUCUAAUGUCUAUGAUUUAGAUAUUUAUUUACCCUUUAAUAUUGAACAAGAUGAAUGUGGAGCACAGUUUGAUAGAAAAACAAAAAUUCUAACAAUAACCAUGCCUGUACAGCCAUUAAACUAGGGAAAUCUUCAAUUUAUUUAUUUAUCAUAUUUACAAUUAAACUUAUUUCUUUUAUAAA
Messenger RNA from Patella vulgata (common limpet), 1208 nucleotides. RefSeq names its product PIH1 domain-containing protein 1. NCBI's taxonomy places the organism in Eukaryota, Metazoa, Mollusca, Gastropoda, Patellidae. Gene Ontology annotation, cellular component: ribonucleoprotein complex; cytoplasm; R2TP complex. The transcript has 10 exons. The record is from RefSeq and is a predicted model, not a curated record. The coding region runs from base 329 to 1150 and encodes 273 amino acids. Gene Ontology annotation, biological process: box C/D snoRNP assembly; rRNA processing.